Molecule: messenger RNA, 423 nt
Organism: Plasmodium adleri (nom. inval.)
Lineage: Eukaryota; Apicomplexa; Aconoidasida; Haemosporida; Plasmodiidae
Product: conserved Plasmodium protein, unknown function
Exons: 2
Coding region: 1-423 (140 amino acids)
Source: RefSeq, a predicted model, not a curated record
AUGAAAUUAUGGUUGGUUGUUUGUUUUUUAUUUUUAUUUUCAAAUAAUUUCAUAUGGGCGAAGCAAGAUGAUGAGGUGAAAAAAAAUAAAAGAUAUAUGUUAAGAAAGAAAUUUAAGAAUAAUAAAAUACAUAUAAUGCAAAAUGAACCAAAUAAAAUUUUUUUACAAGUACAAUCAAAACAUAUAUAUGACCCUACUGGUGUAUUUAGAGAUAUGCAUAAUUUUGCAUUAGGUGCGUCUACUAUUUAUUUCUCGAGGCUCAUGUGGGGUGCUAUCAUAUUUGUAAUAAUGUUUAUACUAGUAUCAAUAAUAGGUAUAUAUUUAUAUGUUGAUAAUCUGGAAAAUACCUUAUCUCAUAAGAAUAAACAUCAUAAGAAUGUUAUGAAUCAUUAUAUAGUUAAUCCAAAUCCUAUGCAUAAUUAA